Messenger RNA from Poeciliopsis prolifica (blackstripe livebearer), 1913 nucleotides. RefSeq lists its product as uncharacterized. The record is from RefSeq and is a predicted model, not a curated record. NCBI's taxonomy places the organism in Eukaryota, Metazoa, Chordata, Actinopteri, Cyprinodontiformes, Poeciliidae. Bases 67 to 849 code for a protein of 260 amino acids. The transcript is spliced from 4 exons.
GCAAAAUACUGUAAAUAGGAUUCUUAUCCGCGUUCGGUAGCGGUCCAGCUAACUUUGAAGCUAACGAUGCCUGGGAAAUGUAAAUUCCAGGAUUCCUGGCUGACCAAGGACGCUUUCAAGGACUGGCUGGUGAAAGACGCCGAUGACAUCCAUUUCGCUCGGUGCCGGGCCUGCUGUAAAUCAAUCAAACUUCAGACCAUGGGCGAGGCUGCUCUCACCAGCCACGCAGGCGGAGCCGGCCACAAAGCUGCGGUCCGAAAGCUGCUGGAAGGUGGUUUAAUAGGCGACUCAAGACAGAUGAACGGCAACACAAAUCUGGUAGAGAAGAGCAAGGAGCAAAUGGCCCUUGCCCUCCAGCGUGAAGCUUUGGACAGAAUCACAGGCAGCGACUGGUCAGACCUGCAUCAGAGUCCCUCUACAAACUCCAGCUCCCACAAUGCAGAGCUGCAGGAUGCGGCUUUUCCUGUUGCGUACUUCACCGUCCCAGGAACCUCGAGAACCAUCAACCAUCAGCUCCAUCCGUCCGACAUCAAGGAGGAGGAGGUCAGCCGCCGCCUGACCCCUCAUGACUCUGUGGACUUUUCGAGACUGGAGCUCCAGCAGCGGACAGAGGCUUUGGAGCAGCUGGAUCAUAUGAAGAUCCUGGAGUGGGAAAACCGGAUGAAGGUGCUUGCCUGGGAACAGGAGCUGGUCAGGGAGAAAAGGAAAGCAGCUCGACAGAAGGAGAAGGCCUUCAGGAUGAAAAAGGCCUAUUACAAGGCCAAACUAAAGAGGCUGGGUGAAGACGUGCCCCCGUCCUCCUCCAGCAGUGGUGAAGAAGACGAAAAAAUAUCUGAGCUUAACGGUUGAGCUUAACGCUUGUUUCAUUCUCGUGGUGUUUGCCUAUAAUCUUUGGGAUUAUUUUUGAUAGAUUUCUAUACUGAAGGUCCUAGUGUGGGUUAGUGAAAAUAGACAUUGAUUGGAUAUUCACAAUACGGAACACAAAAAUACAAACUUUGGGUUCCUCUGUGGUCUGGAAAAAUCUGGAAUUUGAUUCAAUUUGUUUUCCAAGAAUGGAAACGACUGAAAAAAAUCUAAAUAUUUGUCUUUCCUUCCCUCCCUCACGUUCUACCUUCCUUCAUUCAUCCUUCCUUCUGUCCUUGUGUCCUACCUCCUUCCUCUCUUCCUUGCAUCCUUCAUUCGGUUGUUUUUUAUUUGUUUCAACAUCUCUUGUAAAAAAAAAUCUGCCAUACAGUCUUGGCGAAUGUUAACAUUUUAUAUUUUAAAGUGGAAGUGAAGGCUGAGUCUGGAAGUUUUACACGAAUAACUUGUUGCAACCAUGAUGACAUAUGUACUGUGACAUAUGGCGGUGAAUGGGUGAAUGAUAGUAGUGUGGAGUGUUUUGGAGUUCUCUGGAUGAAGCUCUACACUAGUACAGGCCAUUUAACAUGUGCAGGAAUGCACAGGUUUGUGCGUGAUGGCAGCUGGUUGUGUGGCAGCUUUCCUUAAAAAAAAAAACAACACAACUCUUAUUUGGAACGAAGCAGUUCUAGAGUGAAUGUGGUACUGAUGUUUAAACACAAAAAGGCACAAUAAUGUUGUGAAGUGGAAGAAAAUAUAUAUUUGAUUACUGUGUAAGAUGCACAUUAACCACAACAGAAAUGCUGUAUCUGUAUUUUUAUUUUUUUUACAUAAUGGCAUUGUGUUUUUUUUUUGUUGUUGCUGUUGUUGCAUUAUGUUCUUUUAAAGUAAUGUGUUUUUUUAAAGUUGCUUCAACUGAUGUCUGAAUUCAUUGGUCGUCUCUAAAUGCACAAUUUGUAACACUCUUAUUGAGCAUGGUAUUAGAUUUUGCUGUUAAAAUCAAUGUAUCGGUUCAAAAAAUGUAAUUUUCAUAAACAAAGGAAUGAAUAGUAAAUUUUCCUUCUGAGAUUUGA